Molecule: messenger RNA, 536 nt
Organism: Pocillopora damicornis (cauliflower coral)
Lineage: Eukaryota; Metazoa; Cnidaria; Anthozoa; Scleractinia; Pocilloporidae
Source: RefSeq, a predicted model, not a curated record
AUGAUGAAUGUCGCUCCAUUAUCUUCAAAGAACCAGUGCAAGGCAAGGUCAUAAAAGGCCACUUAAUCCGGGCUGUGGAGAUACCCAACCGGGGGAGCUGUGACGUGAUGUGUUAUAUGGAGCCCAACUGUGUGUCCAUAAAUAUAGGACCAUCUCCUCAAGCAGGGACAUACAUUUGUGAGUUGAAUAAUGCCACGGAUGACAACAAAGGCUCACGUGUUUUACAGAGUAAAAAGGAUUACAUUUAUCUUGGUAUUGAGAAUCCCUGCAGCAGCAGUCCCUGUUUCAACAAUGGCACAUGUCAAGCUGGAUACACCAGUAAAGGAUUUCGUUGUAAAUGUCCUACUGGAUUCACUGGCGCAUUUUGCAAAGAAGAAAGGACAGGCACAGCUUUUGAUAACCAACCAACAUUUGGUGACAAUCCAAAGGAACGCAACAGAGAAAGCGCCAAACAACAGGGGAACUGGUGGAUAGGGGGAGCUGAAUAUCGACCAAAGGAAAGCGCACCUCCCGGAAAACAACCACCGAAUGCGGAU